Molecule: messenger RNA, 2269 nt
Organism: Glycine soja
Lineage: Eukaryota; Viridiplantae; Streptophyta; Magnoliopsida; Fabales; Fabaceae
Product: F-box/WD-40 repeat-containing protein At5g21040
Exons: 2
Coding region: 325-2037 (570 amino acids)
Cellular component (GO): preribosome, large subunit precursor
Molecular function (GO): protein binding
Source: RefSeq, a predicted model, not a curated record
UUGUCCUGGAAAGCUAGCCAGAAGGGUUGUUGGCAUAUUCCUUUCUGAAGCUGUGGAUCUCAAUCUCAUACUUUGUCGUCGCAGACCUAACCACACAAACAAACCCUAAUUACAUUUUCUUAUCCCAAUCUUUCUGCUCCCGCUUCGCUUCAUCACUCUUCUCAAGGACUCCUCCACCCGUAAUUUGGUCACCGAUUGCUGCUCAGCUUAGGGUUCCCGAUUCCUUAUUUUUCUCGGCUUUGGUUUGGGAAUUUUGAAUUUGUUACGCUGUGGGGGUUUGAGCUUUCUAUCAUUUUGAUCCAUAGAGUUGGAUCCACAUUUUUUAUGGCAUUUGAGUGCCUAAAUAAUACUGAGGUUUCUCAAAAUUUAGCACACUUUGUAGCAAAUCCAGGCAUAGGCAUAGUUGAACCUAAUCAACUUAGUCCCAAAUCCUUCUCUGAAGGAGUAGCAACCUCAAAAUUUGUGCCUGAUACCAAAUCUGAAUCUGGGAAGGGUGUGAAGUUAAAGGGAGCAUCCACGAUUAAUUCCAAGAAAGGCAUCAAAGCCCCGGUCAGUGCUUUGAACCAACUCUCAAUUCCUGGUGAUGUGAUUUUCAAUUGUGGUUUGUCCAUCACCGACCUUCCUCCGGCAUUGAUAUCUGAGAUUCUCAAUUGCCUCGACCCGAAGGAUCUCGGCGUUGUUUCGUGUGUCUCCACCAUUUUCCAAAGAGUUGCCUCCGAGCACGGUGCUUGGAAGCAAUUCUAUUGUGAAAGGUGGGGGCUACCAACAGCUUCCUUGGCUGUGGAUUCAGGUGUUGUGGAUGAUGAUAAGUCAUGGAGGGAACUUUUUGUGGAAAGGGAGUUUAGGACUAAGACUUUCAUGGGACGUUAUAGUAUUGACGUGUUGUAUGGCCACACUGAAGCAGUUCGGACUGUUUUCCUGUUGGCUUCUGCCAAGCUCAUAUUUACCUCUGGGUAUGACUCUGUUGUGAGGAUGUGGGACAUGGAGAAUGGGUUGUCAAUUGCAUCAUCCCGACCCCUUGGUUGCACCAUUCGUGCUGUUGCUGCAGAUAGAAAACUAUUGGUUGCUGGUGGUACUGAUGGAUUUAUUCAUUGUUGGAGGGCUGUUGAAGACCUACUUCACUUGUUUGAGCUCAGAGCCACACAAAACCAGAAUACUGAGGUUCGACUAUGGGGACAUGAAGGUCCUAUAACUUCGCUUGCUUUAGACUUGACAAGGAUUUACAGUGGUUCAUGGGACACAACUGUUCGAGUGUGGGACCGUCUUUCAAUGAAGUGUAGUGCAGUGUUGAGGCACAGUGACUGGGUCUGGGCACUUGUCCCUCAUGACACUACUGUUGCCAGCACAUCAGGUUCAGAUGUGUAUGUUUGGGAUACUAAUAGUGGGGCUUUGGUGACCAUUGUUCAUAAUGCUCAUGUUGGUAAUACUUAUGCUUUGGCACGGAGCCAUACAGGGGACUUCCUUUUUACUGGAGGUGAAGAUGGUGCAAUUCACAUGUAUGAGAUUGUUAAUGAUGGCUAUGAGUCUAAAACUUGGCAUGUUGCUGCUUGGAUUCCUCACUCUGCCGCUGUGUAUUCCCUUGCCUUUGAGUUUCCAUGGCUUGUUUCUGCAUCAAGUGAUGGCAAGCUAGCACUAAUUGAUGUGAGAAAGCUGUUGAGGAUUAGCAAGCGAGCUCUAGGGAAAAGAGUUUCAAAGGUAAAGCAUUUGGGUGGAGACAUAGUGGAGCCUCCACAGAGGAUGUUGCAUGGAUUUAAGAGCAAUCUUUUCUCUGUGGAUAUAGGAGCUGAACGAAUUGUCAGUGGAGGUGAAGAAGGUGUUGUCAGGAUCUGGAAUUUCACGGAAGCUUUGGAAAUUGAACGGAGAGCCCGAGCAUUAAGAGGAAUACGAUUAGAGCACAGAAUGAGGCGACGGAAGCUUCAAACAGAGCUGAGCAAUAAAAGUGGUCGGAGUGAUCAGUGUUCAGUUGCAGCCAAGAAAAAUUCUGUCACUUGUAUUUGGCCCACUAAACGUGGCAUGAGCGGAAAGCUGAAAGCAUAGUGACUGAGGCAGUCUAAUGUUUGCUUAUAUCCACCAAUUGUCAAUCCUUUUUAAUUUUGUUUUUACAAAAUUGAUGUAUACGAUAUUUAGUUUCAAGCAGGUAAACUGACCAAUUUUAAGUUCUCUUUACGUAUUUUGAUAUGAGAAGUUUCUGUAGGUAGUGAUCAGAUCAGAUUACUCCUCUUUACAUUUCAAUUGGUACGAUUUUGAAAAUGAUAGUGUUUCUUUCCGA